Molecule: messenger RNA, 5975 nt
Organism: Hypanus sabinus (Atlantic stingray)
Lineage: Eukaryota; Metazoa; Chordata; Chondrichthyes; Myliobatiformes; Dasyatidae
Product: NACHT, LRR and PYD domains-containing protein 3-like
Exons: 12
Coding region: 479-3145 (888 amino acids)
Cellular component (GO): cytoplasm
Molecular function (GO): protein binding
Source: RefSeq, a predicted model, not a curated record
AUUUCUUUGGAAGCGGAAGGAGGGUUGUUGUCGUAUUAUUUGGGUGUGGGCUCGAGCCCGGGCCUAAUGGCUCGGGACUCGGGAUUCGGGGCUGGAGAGUCGCUCAAUUCCCGUCAAUCGCGUGGUUCCUCUGUUCACAGAUCAUCAGUACAGAUGCACCUCAGGGUGGUGAGUUUAUUGCCUUGCUCUGCUCUCUGCAGCAAUGCCAUCUAUGAUUUACCCACCACGUUGCUGUUGUUAGCCAAAUCAUGGUUGAUGAGCCACUGUACAGGAGUGAGAACUAUUGCAGCAACUAUUGAUGGUUAUGGAGUGACCAAGUAGUCCAUAGUGGGCAAUCGGCAGAGACUGCUGACUGGAAUAAGUGGUGCUGAAGGAAGGGUUGUGUGAGCACAACAUAAGAAGAAUCUUACAAAACAGCUUUUUGAAGGCAAAGAAGAACAUUUCAACCUCCUGUCAGACAUAGCAUUUGUUCAUUACCAUGGCUGAAGGUUCAAACGAGAAUCAAGAUCCAAGAUCUGUGGUGGAUACAGCUCUGAGGUGUACGUUCAAGGAAGUCUUGGGAAAUUGCGAUAACUACAGUCUGUUCAGACUGACACAAUUCUACCGGAACAGAUUAGAACCGGCAAUUGAAAAGGAAGUGAAAUCAAUCAGCUUGCUACUUAAAGAGCAGCAGCAUUUCAGUGAAAAAGAACACAAGCUACUGGUGGAGGACAAGAAUCAGACCAACAGUUCCAAACUUCUUCUAACUCUCGUGAUGGAGAAAGGCUGUGCUGCACGAAGGGUAAUGUGGGAGGCGUUUCUGAAAACAACAAGUAGAUUACCAAAAUUAGAGAAAAUUCUGAAAGAAAUACAAGAACUUGGUACGAAUCCUGAUGAUUAUUUGAAAAACAUCCGGGGCUUUGCUGGGGUUCCCAGUGAAUUAAAAGAUGUUCAGAAGCAACACAUGGAAGAACUCCGGAAACAAACAGAACAGCUGAGAAUGAACACAAUUCAUGGCAAAGAGAUGCCUAAAGUUUGCCAGCUGGUUGACCGAUAUGCUGAGCUUACGGUCAUUUCAUGCAUUCGAGAUUGGAAACUUGUAGAGCACGAGCUGUUGGCAAAAGGUCAGGAGCAUGAAGAGUGGAGAGAGAGACAGCUCCAUGAUAAUCUGGAUAUAAUAGGGAUGGAUAAGUUGUUUUGUAGCAGUUAUAGCAGGAGUAAAUACAAUACUGGGAGUUCAUCUGCUGUGAGUGGAAUUCCAGGAAUUGGAAAAACAACAAUGGUGCAAAAGAUCAUUUAUGACUGGUCCACUGAGAAAAUCUACCCAAAAUUCAAAUUUGUAUUCAGUUUUAAAUUUCGGGAGUUGAAUGAUAUUAAUUGUAGCAUAACACUACGUGAAUUGAUUUUGAUUCAGUAUCCCUACCUUAAGAACGUGCUAAGUGAAAUUUGGAAAAUUCCAGAGCAAAUAUUAUUUCUAUUUGACGGCUUGGAUGAAUACAAGUUCGGAAUUGAUUUUGCAGACAGUCGGAGAAACACAGAUCCCAAGCAUGUGUGCAAAGAUCCUGAGUGGUGGUGUGAGGUGGCUGACAUUGUGUACGCGUUAAUACAACGCACACUGCUCCCAGGAUGUUCAGUGCUGCUGACCAGUCGUCCCACUGCAUUGCACUUACUGCAAAGCGCCAAGAUCGAUAUCUGGGCUGAAAUCCUUGGGUUUUCUCAUGAAGAACGGAAGGAAUAUUUCAACAGGUAUUUUGAAGAUGAGGCAGUGGCAGCAGCCGUUUUCAAACACAUACAUGAGAACCAGAUCCUGUACACAAUGAGCUUUAAUCCUUCAUACUGCUGGAUCCUUGGUCAAACCCUAGGCCCUAUCUUCAUAAAAAGAGGCAAUAAUCUGCAGAGGAUUCCCAAGACCAUUACUGAAUUGUAUUCCUACCAUAUUUACAACAUCCUGAAAAACCACAGUCGCCUCGAUGAGCCACGUGAUGUAUUGCUGAGGAUCGGUAAAAUGGCCUUUGCAGGAGUCUCUGAGAAGAACAUUAUGUUUCGGAAUGGAGAUCUGGUCAAGUAUGGUCUGCAACCUUCCCAGUUCCUUUCUGGAUUUGUGAUUGAACUCUUGGAGAGAGAUGAUUCUGUUCAGAAUGUGGUAUACGCAUUCACACAUCUCACCGUCCAAGAGUUUGUAGGCGCACUAGCACAAAUCUUAACUGCAGAUCGUGGGGACAUCAAGAAGCUCUUUGAGGAAGCUCACCAGGAGGAAGAUGGGCGAUAUGAAUUACUUCUCAGAUUCGUUGUGGGUCUAUCUUCAAAGUCCCAUCAGCCCCUGAAAGAGUUUCUGGGACAAUUUCCUCAUGAAACAACCUAUGAAGUGAUUGAUUGGAUAAAGAUGGAAAUCAAAAAGCGGUUUAAAAACACAGAGAGCAGAGCUGGUAAAAGGAAUCUCCUGAAUAUGUUCCACUAUCUCUUUGAGCUUCAGAAUGCACCAUUAGCCAAGACCACAGUGGGCGCAGUGAAAGCACUAAAAUUUAGUGGUUUGCAAAUGAAUCCAAUUGACUGUGCUGUCCUAUCCAAUGUGAUUGGCUUGUGUGAUACAAUAAACGACCUUGAUCUGCAGAACUGCUCCAUCCAGUGUGAUGGACUCCGGUGGCUGAAACCAGGAUUGCACAAGUGUGUGGUGCUAAGAUUAUGGAACAAUAAACUAGGAGAUUCAGGAACAAAAUUACUGUCUGGUGUACUAAAGGAUCGUCAAUGUAAAAUAGAGGAACUGCAACUAGGUGCUAAUGAUCUCACAGCUUCUUGUAUUGAGGACCUUGCCUCUGCUCUCAGUGAAAAUCGGUCACUGUUGGUGCUGGAACUGAGUAACAACAAACUGGGAAAUUCCGGGAUGAAAUAUCUGUCUGUGACUUUGAAGAAUCCUGGCUGUAAAAUACAGAAACUGAGCCUGAAAGCCAAUGGUCUCACCGAUGCUUGUGUUGAGGAUCUUUCCUCGGCUCUCAGUAUAAAUCAGUCACUGACAACUCUGUCUCUGGGGAGUAAUAAAUUGGGUGACACAGGAGUGCAACAACUGCCCAGGUGUCUGCGAAACGUCAAGAAAUUGGACCCGAAUCAAACGCUCUUUGGUAUGAGGAUAAUGGAUCCGGAGAUUUACUUGUCGUGCUUUCAAACUUGAAUCUGAAUGAAAACAGGAAAUGUGAUGUGCACGGUCGAUUAUUGGAAAGGAAUCCAGUACUUCUGAACCAAAGACAUCCAUUAAAAACAGAGAAGAAAACAGUGAGAUCGCCACUCUCAAAUUUUUCUGGAAUCCCAAUUAACCAAAUAUUUUGUCUUCGAGAGCGGUUUUCAAGAUCACUAAUUUUAGAUUUAUAACGAUCCAUCUGUUGAGAAGUCGAAGUUUGCUGUUGUUGCAAAGUUUCGAUUAUACGAUCUCUCUUGUGAGCGGCUUCUUCAAGAACUAAAAUACUUGCUUGUUGUUUUUGUGACUCCAGUGUAAGUGCUUGAAGUUUUGCAUCGAAUGUCUUUAACAUUUCAUCAAACGUAGCGAGCUUUGCGGUUAAUUUACUCUCCAGUUUUCCAAGUCUGUAGUCCAUAAGAUUCGCAAUUGCUUCUACAGUUACUGGUUCUUUCGUCUGUUUCGAUUCCUUUGCUUUAGACAUUUCAGCGAGUUGAAAAUGAUUUAAACAGUUGAAAAAAUUAAAUAUGUUUAAACCCCUUUAGAAUAGGUAUAAAAACAUCAAUUAGGGGGUGUUUGUAGGUUAGAAAAAUGUAAAAGGUUUGGAACAAAGCCUAAAAGCGCUUCACUCCAUAAGCGCCAUCUUGAGACCCCUGCCUUAAUCGCUUUGGCUAACUUAGUUGGUAAGCGUUGGAGCAGUAAGGCAUUAAACUGGGAGGAUGGAUUCCCAUUAUUAAAGGCUUGGUCUCCUGAAAAAGUGCCAUAGCAGGCCGCAAAUCACCCCUGAUGAUCUGGUACUGAUUUCCCAAGCUUAGGUUUGCAUUCAAGUACUUUAGUGAUAUUUACAGGUUGCUGGAGAGCCCUCUCCAAGGCUUGAAUAAUCUGGUCUGUCUGUUCAUUCUGAUUUUAGUUUCCCGCCUGUAACUCCUGAUAGGUUUGGUAUCUUAACUCUGCCUUCCAUUUCUGCUACUCAUCAGCUGAGAGAAUCAUGCAGCAGAGACCAAAUAAACCUUGCAGGGUCGCAUUAAGCAUUUGUACGUUAGACAUUAUACUGUGGACAUACUGAGGAAACUGUGCUGUUUUUUUUCUUUUCCUAUCUGGGGCCUGAUUCAUGAUCAUUAUCGUUUCUUGAGACUUCCAGGGUGCAUGGUUUUAUUGGAUACUUCCCCCACUGUCUCGGAAUAAUCCUUGGUAUUCCCUUCCUGGAUCUCAGGGUAUAGAGAGCCUCCCCUUCCCUUCGCUGCUGUUUACCCAAGUGGCCACGGUAUCUAAGUACUGAGAGGAUGGGGCUUCAGGAGCAUUGGGUACACUAGGCCCCUGAUAAGGUGGGGGUUACGGUGAGUGCCUAAUCCUCAUCGCGGUCACUAUCCUCAAAUAGGGUCGCUAUGCCAGAUGUGGGUUUGGGAUCCCAUAUUUGCCCUAGAUCUCAUGCGCAGCACUGCCAAUCUAAACUUUCCUGACUGUCCAUAUCAGCCUUUGCCUGUUUUCUUUGUUUCUCUCAUUCUCUUUUUCUUCUAUCUACCCAUUCGCACUCGGCUUUUAAUGUUUCCCAACUCUUGGGAUUUCCUUCUGAUGUACAAACGUUGUACAUACCUCAAUACCCCUUUAUCACAUGCUUUGUUCCUCCAACUGGCCAGUUAAGUAUUAUUUCAUUUGGUAUCAGCUUUACCUUUCCAUUCUUUAAUCAAUAAUUUCCACUUUUUACUGCAAAUUAAAUUUAUUGCUUGUUCACAAGAGGUUAUAUCGCAAUUUCCCCCGGUGGCCACACACCAUUCCCCAGCUUCUUUAUUAGUGCUGCACUUAACAUCCAGAUAGACUGCAGGGGAGGCCCUUUUCCCUCUGUUUGGCUAAACGCCUGUCCCGGUCAAUAUACUGGUCAACCGUCUGUUGCCCAUUUAGUUACUUCAAUUUACCAUGCCACUGCCUGUCACUGGCCCACCGAGUCAGUUAGAAAUAACCAGGUCGAUUACCCCCUUAUCUAAUUACCGGGUUGCUGCCCCCUCCUAAUAGGCCAGCUGCCUUUUCCUUGCCAUUGUCAAAUUAGUUAAGUCGACUCAAUUAUACAGCUUAAUCGACCAGGCCAAAGACCUGUUGUCUAAUUCUUCAGCACCUGCAGACUUUAAUACUCAGGAAAACAACUGCUUACCUCAUUCUCCUGGUCCAGGUGGUUAGUUGGAUCCCGUCAAGGUGCAGGUUCCUCAAGGGCAAGGGGAAGAAUACCUGACCAGACACAAGGAGUGGCCAGAAGUAAAACAUCUCGGGGCGCCCUACCACUCAGUUGUGUUCAAUUCAAACUCUUGGUUGCUUACUCAGCCCAGGGAAACGUUCGCUAUGUGGGAUCUGAGUCAUGUCAUCAAAUAUAAACUUAAAUUUGCCGGACCAAAUAACCACACCACACACUAGACUUUACUUUAACCGUUUACCAGUUUAUUUGUUCGAACUCAGCCGGCGAGAAGACUCGGAGCCGAUCAUCAGGAAGGCAGAGCAUCUCUCUCUCUCUCUCCCCGGCGGCUUGCAACAAGCCCCAGGGGAGGGGCCUAGUUGAGGGUCAGAAGGGCAGAGGUGAGGGAGCCCAUACUUACAUACUUAGCCAGCGAUCUGAAAUAUGGUCUAAGUGAAUUUUGGUUGUGGAUUGAGUGUUGGUGCCAAACAGUGUGGUUUGGGUAUUCAGAAACUACUGGUCUCCUGGGAUUUUCACACACAAGUCUCUCAAGUUCACAGAGAAUGCUGCAGGAAAUGGAAAUAUGUGGCGAGUGGCAGUUCUGUGCUCAGAAACACCUUGUUAACGAGGAACACACACAAAAUGCUGGUGGAAAGCAGCAGGCCAGGC